GCGGCGCUGCCACCGCGCGGAGGGGGCCGUCGACACUCGCGUCCGGCCCUCGCUGGACUGAUGGGGAACGGAAGCGCUGAGGGGGGACGUGACUCGCCCGAAGCUGCCCACCGAGUCGGCGUAUGGCGGAGGCUGGACCCUGGUGCCCGGACUCCUGGUCCCCGCCUCCGCUCUCCACCUCAGCCUCCCAGCAGGUGGACAAGAUUGUGGAGCAGCUGCAGCAGUUAAUGCAGGUGUAUGACUUGGCGGCCCUUCGGGACUACUGGAGCUACUUAGAGCGGCGGCUCUUCAGCCGCCUGGAGGAUAUAUAUAGACCCACCAUCAGCAAGCUGAAAACCAGCCUGUUCCGCUUUUACCUCGUCCACACAAUCCAGACAAACAGAAAUGACAAGGCUCAGGAGUUCUUUGCGAAGCAGGCCACGGAGCUCCAGAACCAGGCUGAGUGGAAGGAUUGGUUUGCCUUGCCCUUCUUGCCAUCCCCAGACACCAACCCCACCUUUGCCACCUACUUUUCUCGACAGUGGGCCGACACUUUCCUUGUGUCCCUGCACAACUUCCUGAGCGUCCUGUUUCAGUGCAUGCCAGUUCCCGUGAUCCUGAACUUUGAUGCAGAGUGCCAGCGGACCAACCAGGUGCAAGAAGAAAAUGAGGUUCUGCGCCAGAAGCUUUUUGCGUUGCAAGCCGAAAUCCACCGCCUCAAGAAAGAGGAGCAACAGCCAGAAGAGGAAGAGGCCUUGGUCCAGCACAAAUUGCCUCCUUAUGUCUCCAACAUGGACCGUUUGGGGGAUUCGGAACUAGCCAUGGUGUGCAACCAGAGGAACACCGCUCUCUCACAGUCACCUCGCGGGGGCUUCCUGUCCUCACUGCUGCCUCAGAGUAAGAAGAGCCCUUCAAGGUUGUCGCCUGCUCAGGGUCCCCUUCAGACUCAGAGCUCGGCCAAAAAAGACUCCAGCAGCCAGGUGGCCAAAGGAAGGGACCCGGUGUGCGGCCCCCGGGAAGGGAAGACUCCCUUCAGUGGGCUGGCUGCUGGGGAGUCCAGCUGGUCACAGCACCGGCAGCGACGCCUGCAAGAUCACGGCAAGGAAAGGAAGGAGCUUCUCUCUAUGACUCUGCAGGGCACAGAGAAGAAGCCUGAGGCCAGUGGCCCAGAAGCAGAGCCCUGCCCAGAGCCGCAUGUGGAGGUACCGGACAUGCUGACUCGGGCUGCGGAGCCAGGCCCUGAGGGUGCAGGGGUCCGCCCUGAGCAGCCCUUCAUCGUGCUGGGGCAGGAGGAGUACGGGGAGCAUCACUCCUCCAUCAUGCACUGCAGAGUGGACUGCUCGGGGCGGAGGGUCGCCAGCUUGGAUGUGGAUGGCGUCAUAAAGGUGUGGUCCUUCAACCCCAUGAUGCAGACCAAGGCUUCCUCCAUCUCCAAGUCGCCGCUGCUGUCUUUGGAAUGGGCCUCCAAGCGGGACAGGCUGCUCUUGCUGGGCAGUGGUGUGGGGACAGUGCGCCUGUACGACACAGAAGCCAAGAAGAAUCUCUGUGAAAUCAACAUCAAUGACGACAUGCCCAGAAUCCUGUCCCUCGCGUGCAGCCCCACCGGGGCCUCCUUCGUCUGUUCGGCUGCGGCGCCGAGCCUCGCCUCCCAGGCCGACUUCUCGGCGGCGCUAGACUUCGGCAGCAAGGGCACCAACCAGGUUCCCGGGAAGCUGCUGCUGUGGGACACGAAAUCCAUGAAGCAGCAGCUCCAGUUCUCCCUGGAUCCAGAGCCCAUUGCUAUCAACUGCACGGCCUUCAAUCACAACGGGAACCUGUUGGUCACGGGGGCGGCCGACGGCGUCAUCCGGCUGUUUGAUAUGCAGCAGCACGAGUGUGCCAUGAGCUGGAAGGCCCACAGCGGGGAGGUGUACUCGGUGGAGUUCAGCUACGAUGAGAACACGGUGUACAGCAUCGGCGAGGAUGGGAAGUUCAUCCAGUGGAACAUCCACAAGAGUGGCCUGAAGGUGUCCGAGUAUGGCCUUCCUGCGGACGCCACGGGCCCCUUUGUGCUGGCUGGUUACAGCGGCUACAAGCAGGUUCAAGUGCCCCGUGGCCGACUCUUCGCUUUUGACUCAGAGGGCAAUUACAUGCUGACGUGUUCUGCCACAGGAGGCGUCAUCUACAAGCUGGGCCGGGACGAGAAGGUUCUGGAGAGCUGCUUGAGCCUGGGCGGUCACCGAGCCCCUGUGGUCACUGUGGACUGGAGCACGGCCAUGGACUGUGGCACCUGCCUCACUGCCUCCAUGGACGGCAAGAUCAAGCUGACCACCCUGCUGGCCCACAAGCUCUGAUGGGAGCUGCCCAGAGGGACACCCAGGGGGGGAUGGGACCGGCCGAGGGGCACCCAUAGAAACAGUGUUAUUUGGGAGGGGGAGAAAAAGAGGGGACAGAAACCUACAGGCUGCUCAACCUCAGCCCCUGCCAAUGCAGGGAAUCUUCAGGGAAAGACUGUCCAGCUGCUGUGUCCAGAGUGGGGGCCUGGCUGCGGGCUGCCCACAGCAUGUUCCAGCCCGUGAGAGGGAGACUCAGGAAGCAGGAGAAGCACUGUGAUGGCCACUUUGCUGGCCAGGAAAGAUUGACAGUAUUUUGUAUAUAGAUGCUCAGUUUUCAUCUUUUUUUUUUUUUUUUUU
This is a messenger RNA of Condylura cristata (star-nosed mole), 2651 nucleotides long. RefSeq names its product WD repeat domain 91 (gene WDR91). Gene Ontology annotation, cellular component: early endosome membrane; late endosome membrane; extrinsic component of endosome membrane. The coding region runs from base 123 to 2312 and encodes 729 amino acids. Gene Ontology annotation, biological process: early endosome to late endosome transport. Gene Ontology annotation, molecular function: protein binding; phosphatidylinositol 3-kinase regulator activity. The record is from RefSeq and is a predicted model, not a curated record. The transcript has 15 exons. NCBI's taxonomy places the organism in Eukaryota, Metazoa, Chordata, Mammalia, Eulipotyphla, Talpidae.